Molecule: messenger RNA, 1083 nt
Organism: Rasamsonia emersonii CBS 393.64
Lineage: Eukaryota; Fungi; Ascomycota; Eurotiomycetes; Eurotiales; Trichocomaceae
Product: GPR1/FUN34/YaaH-class plasma membrane protein
Exons: 7
Coding region: 1-1083 (360 amino acids)
Cellular component (GO): plasma membrane
Molecular function (GO): acetate transmembrane transporter activity
Source: RefSeq, a predicted model, not a curated record
AUGACCAAGGACGCCGUGGAAUCCGGCGAAGACACCCCGACCCAGAACGGGCAGACGCCAUCGCAGGAAACCGCCAUGGCUGGCUUGACUACGAUCCCGACGUCCGUCACGCUGACUGCGGAGCAGUUUGAGAAGCUCUAUCUCAAUCCGCUGAAGGGACGACAGGGUGCGAUGACCAGGAAGUUCGGCAAUCCCACGCCACUGGCACUGGCGAGUUUGGUCGUGACGGUCAUGCCCGUCUCGGCCGCCUUGAUGGGAUGGAGGGGCGCUGGUGGGACUGGGAUGGCGUUUAUCGGCGCCAUGGUCUUCCUCGCCGGAACGAUGCUGGUCAUUAGCGGUCUUCUCGAGUUCGUCUUGGGCAAUACUUUUCCGUGUGUGGUGUUUGGGACGUUUGCCCCCUACUCGUCCUCCGGAACCAGCACGAUGGAAGGAUUAACCAGUCCUGAAUUUAUGAACACAUACGCAUUCCUGUUCCUGGCCAUGGACAUCCUGUGCUUCAUCUACAUGAUCUGCGCGACUCGGAUCAAUGCCGUGUUCGUUGCCAUUUUCCUCACGCUGGUUAUGGUCUUCACCCUGCUCAGCGCGGCCUACUGGCGACUGGGACUGGGCGAUGCCGUGGGCGGUAACCGACUGCUCGUGGCCGGAGGCGCCUCUCUCUUCGUGGCCAGCAUGCUGGUCUGGUACCUUCUCAUUGCGCAGCUGUUCGAGGCCGUCGGUAUCCCGCUCAGUCUUCCUGUCGGGGACAUGAGCAGGGUAGUCACAAACAUUCUACCAUUGCCCGCUUUGAUGUCUUCUUUGCCUGUGGACGCCGACAUAUCUAUCAAAGCCACUUUCCACGUAAAGCUCUCUCACACAAGAUUUCAACCGUCCGACGGAAUCCGAAAUAAUGCAGCAAUGUCUGCUUCAAAGGGCGCAAUUGACUCAACUGGGGAUCAUCAUGGUAAUCAUAGUCCGAAUGUGGAUCAUUUCCCCCAGCCUCCAGGAUUCGAUCUCGGAUCACGCAAAGGGCAUGUUGCCAUUCCCAAUUCACCUCCUAUCGAUAUCCCAUCAUCUGGCUCCUCAGCAUCCAUGGCAGCUGCAUGA